AGUCAGCUGAGCACAACUUGUGCGGACGCGGCUCUAACCUCGUACAACAUGCGAGAUCACAAGGAAAACGUUUAACCCUGUGCACAGUUUGUCAUUCCAACGUGUACAGAAUACAAUCCAGUUAAACACCCUCCCUUUAAUUCAACUUCUCCGUUCUUUUCCGCGAAGAUUGCCAGUUUUGAGGCUGUUGCGCAGGGGUUUUGGAGGUGCAUGUGACGGCUCACAUCCCAUCAAUUGCGGCGAUUCUGAUCAUGGCCUUAGCUGGAUGCCCAGACUACUUCCUCCACCAUCCAAACUACCAGGACAAUGUUGACCGGACCCCCUCUCACAGACCGUCCAAUCUCAUUGGUUCAAGCUUCCAGCAGUCCUCCAAUCUGAACUCUCCUAAUCAUCCAGAGGAUGAUGUAGAUCUGGAGGCCCUGGUGAAUGACAUGGCCUCUCUUUCAUCCUAUGAGAGCAUCUAUACAACCUGUGGGACCCAGCAUUCGGACUCCGCCCCCCUUUUGCACCGCACCGAUGGCAGUGGGCUCCAUGGCACCAGAUCGGCCCCACAGCUACGGGCUCCAUGUAAUAAAGUGACCGCCCCCCACUCUCCAGCCCAAAAGCUCCGGCGAUCUCAGCCAAUGCACAUACAGGCUGUCAGGCGACUUCAAGAAGAAGAGUUGCAAGUUCGUCCUGCGUCUUUGCCAGCUAUUCCAAACCCUUUCCCUGAGCUCUGCAGCCCCUCGGGAUCUCCUCUGCUGAGUCCUGGAUCUCUGCCACAGCCAUCAGAAUCACAUAUCAUCAAAGUUUUCAGCGAGGAUGGUGUGGGAAAAGUCGUGGAGGUCCCUGCCGACAUGACGGCCAGAGAUGUGUGUCAGUUCCUGGUCUACAAGACCCACUGCCUGGAUGACAACUGCUGGUCGCUAGUGGAGCAUCAUUCCCUGCUUGGUCUGGAGAGGUGUCUGGAAGACCAUGAACUGGUGGUUGCAGUGCAAGCCUGCAUGUCUCCAGAGAGCAAGUUUCUCUUCAGGAAGAACUACGCCAAGUACGAGUUCUUCAGAAACCCACUGAACUUCUUUCCGGAGCAGAUGGUUGCAUGGUGUCAGGAAUCUAAUGGCUCUAUCCCACAGUCCCAGCUCUUACAGAAUUUCUUGAAUUCCAGCAGCUGUCCAGAGAUCCAGGGCUUCCUUUAUUUGAAAGAGACGGGCCGAAAGUCCUGGAAAAAACACUACAUGUUCUUACGGCGUUCUGGGCUGUACUGCUCUACUAAAGGAAUGUCCAAGGAGCCAAGGCACCUGCAGUUACUGUCAGACUUGGAGGAGAGCAAUAUUUUCACUGUGACGACGGGCAGAAAGAUGCACAAUGCGCCCACAGACUUCCAAUUCUGCAUUAAGCCCAGUAAGGGCAGGACUGAACUGAAGGAGUUGAAGAUGUUGUGUGCCGAGGACGAGCAGAGCCGAACGUGCUGGAUGACUGCUUUCAGACUGCUCAAGUUUGGAAUUCUGCUAUAUCAGAACUACAAGACCCCACACCAGAGAAAGACUGCCAUAUCAAACUUCACCACACCUGUGCGGAGUGUGUCUGAGAAUUCGCUGGUCGCCAUGGAUUUCUCAGGAAGGACAGGUCGUGUGAUUGACAACCCUGUGGAGGCUCAAAGCGCUGCAAUGGAAGAGGGACACACUUGGAGAAAGCGAAGUCAGAGAAUGAAUGUUUUGGGAAGCCCCAGUCCUCUACAUCCCUCACCGUUAAGUUCAGUGAUUCACAGGACGCAGUUAUGGUUCCACGGCCGCAUUAUGAGAGAGGAAUCCCACAGGAUGAUUAUGCAGCAGGGCCAAGUUGAUGGGUUAUUCCUAUUGAGAGACAGCCAGAGCAAUCCAAAAGCAUUCGUACUCACUUUGUGCCAUCAUCAGAAGAUUAAACACUUCCAGAUUUUACCGUUUGAGGAGGAUGGCCAGGUCUUUUUUAGCCUUGACGACGGCUCUACCAAGUUCACAGACCUGAUCCACCUGGUAGAGUUCUACCAGCUCAACAGGGGCGUCCUGCCAUGCAAACUCAAACACCCCUGCACCAUGGUGGCCUUAUGACCCCCUCCUGAACCUGACAAACAACACACUCAAAUGUAACAGAAAAACUGGAUAUUUUUUUUUUUUUUUUUUUAAUAAUUUCCAUUCAUUUUCACAAUAAGUUGACGCAACCCACGGGCAUGAAAAUAACCUCCAUUUUUCUCACUGCUCUGGGAUUAGCAUAAAACGUUUGGGACUAAUUAUAGGACAAAAUCAACUUUCCAGACACCCUGUCCUUUGGUUUUGACAAGGGUGCCUGAAUUUUUUAUUUUAUUAGUCUCUGUGUGGUGAACUUUCACUGAAUUCAAGAUUUUUUUUUCUUCAUUCAGGACAUGACAAGCAGACACACACCCCAUGAACUGAUUGGAUCGGGACGGUCGUUUCGUUUGGUGUGUCUGCGGGGACUUGCGUUGCAAAAAGUUACUUGAUGACAAUUGAUAUGUAUUAUGCUAUUUCCUACCUGAACGUUUUGCACUCUCAAGCUGAAAAACAGGUGAUCCACUUCAUCCUGAGCUUACCGCAACAACUGUUACCCAUUUGCCUUCCUCCUACCGUUCACCCUUUCUGUCGUUUGUCCUCUUCCAAACUCGUCCUUGGGAUUCCCUGUGUAAUGAUGGGAUGAGUGCAAAAAGGCAAUGACAGUACUGACCAUUUGAGGUGUGACAUCCUCAGUGACAGCCAAAUAACAUAACCCGGUCUUUCAUACAUCGCUAUGUUUGUGUCUGCAAGGAGAGGGACUGGCCUCAAGGGGUGGCAGACUUGCACUUCAUUAAAUGAUACUUGAUUGCUAUGCUUUUCCAGCAUACGAAUUAGUUAAGUUUGGAGUUUUAAUCAAGCUUUGCCUUAAAGGAAUGUUCUGGGUUAAAUAUAACUUAAUCUCCAUGCUUGCUGUCAAUGUGCUUUGAAAUACAAAAAGCGCGUCGGCAGUCACCUGGUUAUAAUUCAACUCUAUUCGGUCACAAACAAACCCUCUUAUUUUUCUCUUGUUUGACAGUUUGGAAUUGAAAAACAAAUAAGUAUUUGUCAUAAUUGACAUUAUGCCACAGGUGCGCACCAUAGCUUAAAGGGACAGUUCACCCAAAUAAUGAAAAUUGUAAUGUCGUUCCAAACCUGUAUGACAGUCUUUCUUCAGUGAAACACAAAAGAAGAUAUUUUGAAGAAUGUUUUCGUCCUUAGAAUAAAAGUCAGUGGGGUCUAAAAGAAAAUCAUUGUCACUACUGACAUGUGAAACUUAUAUAUUAGUUUAUACAUUAUAAAUGUAUUAUUUCUAAUAUUUAUUUUGUGUUUCACUGAAGAAAAAAGUCUUUAGAACUACGUGAAGGUUUUUUUUUUUAUUUGAGAAAACUGUUUUAACUCAGAACGCAGGAAUAGUGUUUAGGGCGCAGACAGGAUGUGUUCAUUAAUGUCUUUUAAGAAUUAUCCAUGUCAUGUUAAUCUGUUUGGGAAGAUACAUGGCCUGUUUGAGUAUGGAAUCACCUUUUCUAUCAGAUUUCGCUCCUGGCAUUGAAAUAUCAAAUUGAUUGUUCGCAAAUCAAAAACUUGACUCGGGCCUUAGAGUGCCACUGAAACUUGACCCAGGCCUCGUAUCCCACCCUGAGCACAAUUCAAGAGGGUAAUUAUUAGUUUCCUACACUGACUCCAGGUCGUCUUACUUUGUGAACGCACCUAGCUGUUAGUAUAGCCUGAAGCUUAACAACUGCCUUUUCAAAUCACUGUGCUGUUCUUGAGCCAAUGUUAAACCCCUUAAAGUGACAGGCCAGGCCGGGACUGAGCGCCUGGAGGGAUCGGACUUUGCGAAGUCACGUCUCACGGGCGUGUCUGUAAUCCUCCGGGGCUGUGCGACUUAAUGCGGUGAGGAGAUUAUCUCGCGUGCCAGCUUUUGCCACAAGGAGGUUAACAGGAAAAGCUGGUGUACGGUUACCUGAGGCGCUACAUCAGCAGUCUCCUGUCUGUCCCCGACGCCCGCCUUGUUACCCUUCCAACACUGGCCCAGCAAGUCUAAGCUAUGUUUUUUUUUUUUAUAUUCUAACUCUGACAGUUGACUGUUACUGCUGAGCUACAACCACACGCGCCUAGGACGAGAGUGUGUAGCCAGACAGCGACAUAGUGUCGACCCAGAUCUGGGCCGACGCUAUUUUGCUGUCUGGGAUGCGCACUGCGAUUUUGAAACACUUUGAUACCACACACAAGCACAUUUUUAAUUUUCACGUACGAUUCACGCUGUUUAACGUGUGAAAUGCUUUAAGGAUUUUUUAUUGUCUUAGAUGUUCAGCUUCAACUCUGAUCUGCCUUAUCUUACGUUAUCGCUUCCUUGCCGCUUCAUACGUAAAUCGAAUUACGAAAAGUGGAAAGUGCAAGCAUUACGCAUUCGGUGUCUGGGAUUGUGGUUGGCUAUCAUCAUGUUUAAAUAUAGUAAUUUAGUCACAAUUCCAGCCUGCACGAGCUGGACUGAAAACAUAUCUAACUGGAAUACGCAAGUGUGAACGCUCGUCGAGCUCAAUGUGUUUGGAUGAUGCAUAUUUUCGUCAGACCUGUGCUGGUGUGUGGCUCACAAUUAUGAAAUGCCAAACAUGCAUGUGAAAUAUUAACUUCCCCGACCUUGAUUAUGCCGUUUUGGUAUUGAUUUGUUGAACACAGGUGAUUUGAGUUUGUUUCACCUGUAUAUAUGGCUCAUAUGCAGCAGUCACACUCUUUUAAGUAUGUGAAGCCUAUGGAGAGGUAGUAGAUCUAACACUGUAUUAAAACACCAUCUAUUACUAUAUAAAUGUGGUGCGCUCCAAAACAGAAUGAUUUGUUGAUUUAUGUUGUGCAUAAAGUGCAAAUUACGCAUAUUCCCUCUCGACAUGUACCAGUGUGAAAUAUUUUUUAGCUUGUAUCGUGUUGUCAUUUUUAUGUCACAAAUGUCUUUUUAUAAAGAGUAUAUAUUACAGUAUUAAAUUAA
Messenger RNA from Pimephales promelas (fathead minnow), 4986 nucleotides. It is a transcript of the gene grb10a, whose product is annotated as growth factor receptor-bound protein 10a. NCBI's taxonomy places the organism in Eukaryota, Metazoa, Chordata, Actinopteri, Cypriniformes, Leuciscidae. The record is from RefSeq and is a predicted model, not a curated record. Gene Ontology annotation, molecular function: insulin receptor binding. Gene Ontology annotation, biological process: negative regulation of Wnt signaling pathway; insulin receptor signaling pathway; negative regulation of insulin receptor signaling pathway.